This is a messenger RNA of Penaeus vannamei (Pacific white shrimp), 1107 nucleotides long. RefSeq names its product zinc finger CCHC domain-containing protein 10. The record is from RefSeq and is a predicted model, not a curated record. Gene Ontology annotation, molecular function: zinc ion binding; nucleic acid binding. NCBI's taxonomy places the organism in Eukaryota, Metazoa, Arthropoda, Malacostraca, Decapoda, Penaeidae.
UUACAUCUGCACGAACUCCCCAGGUUGUUUACUUCCCGUGAAGGCCGCCGUGCAGGGAGAGAUAUGCCAAGAAUUUCGUAGUGGGAGGUUCUCCGCUAGAAGAAAUAGAAGAAGAGGAAGAGGAGAGAAAGGAGAGAUUUUCGGGAAGAAAAAAGGUUGUUUUUAGCACACGAAUCAAGCGAGUUUCCACCAUGCCCGUGGGUGCUGGCGGUCUGCUCAGCUCCAAGCCAAAGCCUUCAGCAGAAAAUGUACGUUGUCAGAAGUGCUUGGAAUUUGGCCAUUGGACCUACGAGUGCAAAGGUAAAAGAAAGUAUGUGCACAGAGACUCACGGACAUCUGUACUUAACAAACGGCUGAAACAAGAGAAACAGGAGCAACAGGUAGAACAUCUAAAAACUUUGGCUUCACAUAAAAAGAAAAGGGAGAAAAAGGAGGAGGACAGUGAUUCAAGUGACUCAUCCUCUUCGUCGUCAUCUUCUUCGUCAUCAUCUUCAUCUUCAUCUUCAUCAUCAGACUCAGAUUCUGAUUCUGAUUCAUCAUCCAGUUCAUCUUCUUCUGAUUCAUCGUCUAGCUCCUCAAGUUCAUCAGAUUCAUCUUUGUCUUCAGAUUCUUCCAGCUCAGAAGAACAGAGGAAAAAGAAGAAAAAGAAGAAAGACUCCAAGUGAAAAAAAUUUUGUUCCUGAAUGUGAGAAUUUCAAAAGAAUGGUUGUUGGUCAGAAAUUUUAAAAUCUGUUUCGUGGUAUGUUGAAAUGUUAGGUGAAAUAAGCAGUGGGUAUGAAAUGUAAUGAUGAAAAUUCUUAAUAUGCCACAGUACCGUGGCUUCAUUGAAAAGCUUUUUGUUUGCAAAAUAUUAAUAAUAAAAAAAAAACUUGUUGAGAGUAACAAGCUGCUCCUGGACUGCCUCAUCUGCUCUAAGACCAGGACCUUCAUGGGACCAGUUGCUAUGCGUUUUUAUCUUUGAGAAUUGCCGUUUGGUAUGAAAUUUAGUUGGAUGAGUGGAACAAAUGCAAAAGUUGUAAUUUGUAGACAAAUGUUCUAGUGUUCUAAUCUUUUAUUGUAGUCGUUGAUAUAUUUCUAAAGAAAAUAAAAAAGACGGUAUCACUUUUG